Molecule: messenger RNA, 1937 nt
Organism: Apis cerana (Asiatic honeybee)
Lineage: Eukaryota; Metazoa; Arthropoda; Insecta; Hymenoptera; Apidae
Biological process (GO): regulation of DNA replication
Source: RefSeq, a predicted model, not a curated record
ACUAUCCGUUAAUCUUAAAUUAUUAUUGCGUUAUAAAAGUAAUAUUUUUGAGAUAGAAAUAAUACCUUAAAGCGGGAAAAUAGUAUACUAUAUAUUGAAGUUUAUUGUACAGUUGUAAACGCAGGAUGAAGGUUAUUUUUUGUUUGAACUAUAUCUAUUUUAAAAAUUAUAAUCUGAAAAUAUAAGUAUCAUUUUAAUAUUUUGUACAUACGUUCAGCGUUACAAUAAUAACCUGAAUUAUUUUAUUGACUCGCGUUUUUAACGGCUAUUAUCAUGAAACCUGGCACGAAGGUUUCUGCCGCCAAAACCGUUACUCCUGAGCAGGAUAAGGUUAGAAAGUCUUUGCACGUUUUGCAGCCAGCAGCAACUGAUAAAGAAAAUUUAGUUGGUGGUGGGAGGAGGAUGCUUAGAUCUGCUCUUCCAGCAAAGGAAACAAUAAAAAAUGAAGUGAAAGAAAAACCAAAAAUUGAUGAAAAGCCAAAACGUAAGAAAAUAGUUUUAAAAGAUAAAGCUGUACAAACUACAAGAGGAGGAAAAAUAAAAAUUGAAGUUGAAGAUUUGACAUCUGAAGCUGGCCUUAGUGAAAAUUAUUGGGAAGUAUUAGCUGAAAGACGACGGAUAGCACUUGAAGAUGCUUUAAGCAUCUUCAAAGAUAACAGAGAAUUGACUGAGCAGGUUGAAACAUUAGAAGAAGAAAAUCGUAUUUAUAAAGAAAUGUUAGAUGAAUCUAGAGCACUGGUUGAAGUUUCACAGGAAAUGAUUGGAGAAGAUAGAAAUGAUAUAAAUAAUUCCCUAGAAGAUACCAUUUAAUAUUUUAUUUAAUUUAAUAUUAUGCAAUCAAAUAGCAAUUAGUGCCUUAACUCUUGAUUCUUCAAACAUUAAAGAUCGUUACGGAAUUACCAGCUUGGCCUUUACAUCAAGGAGAAGCCAUUUGUUGCUCACUUUGUUUAACAGUUAUUACCAGCGGCAGAGUAAUAUAUAACGAGAAUAAUUAUCACGUUACUUGUGCAAAUCUAUGGCUUAAUUGUGUAAAUAGUAAUUUGCCCGUGAUGCGGCAUCCCGUUUAUUCUCAUUCGAACACAUGUCCAGGUAACAAUCAUAUUUGAUAUUGAUCUGUAGAGAAAAAAGACAAAAAAUUGCGUUCAAAAAUUUUUUAAUGUACGCAUAUUAAUUUACUAUGAAAAUUUAUAGAAAAUCAGAGUGAACUAACUUUAUAUUUAAUUAAUGAUUAGAAAAUCAAACAUUAACAUUUUUAAAAAUUAUCCAAUAUAAACGCGGUUUUAAAAAAUCUGGAAAAUGUUUAUGAUAAGAAAAAGAAUUUCACGAAAAUUGUACAUAUUCUUUAAAAAUCGAACAUUUUCAAAAUCGUAUUAAUUAGUUCUUUUAAAAACUGUACAGAUAUCAAAAAAUUUAGAGGAAAUAUUAAUAUACUAUAAUCUUUUGAAAUUAGAAAAAAAGCAAAAAAAUCGCGAACAAAUCUUACAAAAAUCUUAAAUAUAGUCAAAAAGGUUGGAAGAAUUUCAAUAGAAUUCUGAAAAUCUGAACAAAAGUUCAUAUCAAUCAAAUCAAAUAUAAUAUUUUCGUGAAGAUCUUAUAAAAUUCUUAGUGCAAAUUAUGAAAUAAGUAAUUAGAUUAUUCUAUUAAAUAAUAUUAAAAAAAAAAAUACAGUAGUGAUCUUACAAUUUUGAAAUUAUCGUUGACUUGUAUCUCGUGGUCUGUACACUAUUCCUCUGCUUUUCAUCUCUCUUAUAACACCUGCUGGCAAUCGACCUGAUACUGAUAUUGCAUACACACCUUUACAAAAUCGAUCUGAAAAAAAAAAAACAAAAUCGAAUCUCAGUUCUAAUAAUAAAUAUUUAUAAUUUUGAACAAGAAAUUUUUUAGAAAAGUGUACAAAAUACAAAAAUAAAAUAACAAUAUUUCUUUUGCUUAACUUA